AUGGAAGCCAAUAGCGAGAUGACGGGGUCCAGCACGCCUCCGUCGGCGGCAUACGCAGCCGCGAUCUCUGCGGUGCUCGGCGACGACGACCUCCUCCGCGAGAUCCUGCUCCGCCUCGGCUUCCCCACCACCCUCGUCUGCAAGCGCUGGCUCCGGCACGCCUCCGACCCGGCCUUCCUCCGGCGCUUCCGAGAGCGUCACCCGCCCGCACUUCUGGGCUUCUACCUCAGGCAAAUGGGCUCAUGGCGCCCGCAGUUCGUGCCAGUCUCACAGUCCCCUGAGCUCUCCGCCGCCAUUCGCCGUGCGAGCGUCACCGACGGUCAGUUCUUCAUCAGCGACUGCCGAAACGGGCGCCUCCUCGUCAGGGAUUUCGAUCCCGCAGUCCUCAGCCCGUUGCAGCCUUCGUGUGCAAAGGCCAUCCUCCCACCGCCACCGAAGCAUAGUCUCGUAUGGUUCUUCCUCUCCGAGAGAGAGGAGGAAGUCAGCGACGACGGUGCCGGUGCCAUCGCUGUACUGAUGCUGCCUAUCGGUACGGAAACAAAACUCCAAGUAGAUUUGCUCACUCCACGGUCUGGCGUCUGGGUCGUCCGUCGCAGUGAAGUAAUACUUCUCCCGGAGAAAUUGCCUCCAAUUCGGUACAUGCUGCCGCCGGUCCGAGGCAAGAUCUACAGCUUGACCAAGUCUGAGCAUGUUCUCCGGUUGGAUAUGGCCGCCGCCAAGAGUUCUCUUCUCCGGCUCCGUAACUGCCAAUGGCUAGCGAAACAUCGGUUUAAAUUAGUGAAACAAUAAUGAUACUUAUUUUUCAUCUCUUUGUUUCUUUUUGGUAUUUUGUGA
This is a messenger RNA of Miscanthus lutarioriparius, 834 nucleotides long. The record is from the annotation of a GenBank genome assembly. Lineage: Eukaryota; Viridiplantae; Streptophyta; Magnoliopsida; Poales; Poaceae.